UUCGACUUAAAAAAACACUAUUGCAUAAAAUUCUGAAUAUUUGUAUUUUAAUUUGUCAAAUUUUUAUUUAGUUACUUAUGAAUUAUAUAAUAUAAAAAAUUUCUUUGUAGAUUCCAGCCAAUCUAAUAAUAUAAUAAAGUUUCAACUUGUUCAUAUAUCAUCACGACUCUGGGAAUUAAAUUGUUAUGUUUUGAUUUCAAUCGUAUCUUCGGAAGUUUGGAGGUCGCCAACAGCUCGACAUUUCGUGAAACAAAUUACGAUGUUCUCUUAUCAUCGCACACAAAAAGUACUACAAAUUUCGCGAUUCGUGCAUGGUUUUGCUAGUAACACAACACCAGAACUGUUACGAUCGGUGUCCUAUGACAGCAAGCCAGUUGCAGACUUGAGACUACUGAAUGAACGGUUACCUCCAUUCGCUAAAUUCAGCGGCUGCAACAACCGGCGAAACUACUCAAGUGUCAGCCAAGAUGACAUCCCACCGAAUAAACCACGCAGCUUACCAAAGUUGAUGGACUUCCCGGAAUUAGUGUGGCCUUCAGUGGUAAAAUCGGUCAAGAACUGGAUCAUGGUGCACUUCAUUAUCAGACCCUACUUUGACCGGGACUUCAAUCUUCCGGAUUUCAUUCGUGGUGCCAAACAGGCGUUGCAAAUUGUCUCUGCUUCAUUGGCGGGUGGAGAACUUAAAAAUCUGGAAGGCUUGGUUGAACGACCAGUUAUAAAUGAUUUGAAAAGUUCGGUUGGCAAAAUGUCCGUUGCACAGCGUUAUGAUCUGAUGGUGGACAAAGAGGACAUCUACUUUUCAUUUCCCUACCAGGUAGGCGUUAUGUUUGACGAGGAAGAUCAGGAUAGCCAGAAACGGUUUGUUGAGAUAACAAUGGUGUUUCACGUGCUUAAAGGUUUAAAAGGAAUGGUUGAAAGAGGUGAACCGAUUCCGCUCAACAUUGGUGUAAUGCCUGAAUUCCGAGACAAAAUUAGUAUCUGCAACUAUCGGUUUAUCAAGGAAUUUACGAAAGGUGUUGAUUCAGACUGGACAGUGAACGUGGUUAAUCACUUUAAACCAAGCGAUUUUGUGGAUGAAUAACAACCCACCAGCGCCGAUUGGUGAUGUAAACCGAUGUUGAUCGCUAGUGUGUGCUACCGUGUAUAUUAUGCAAAUAAAAAAUCGAAACUAUUAAAAG
Molecule: messenger RNA, 1178 nt
Organism: Wyeomyia smithii (pitcher-plant mosquito)
Lineage: Eukaryota; Metazoa; Arthropoda; Insecta; Diptera; Culicidae
Product: m-AAA protease-interacting protein 1, mitochondrial
Exons: 4
Coding region: 260-1081 (273 amino acids)
Biological process (GO): inner mitochondrial membrane organization; protein insertion into mitochondrial inner membrane from matrix
Cellular component (GO): mitochondrial inner membrane
Molecular function (GO): ribosome binding
Source: RefSeq, a predicted model, not a curated record